Messenger RNA from Fusarium oxysporum Fo47, 1013 nucleotides. RefSeq lists its product as uncharacterized. The record is from RefSeq and is a predicted model, not a curated record. Bases 1 to 888 code for a protein of 295 amino acids. The transcript has 2 exons. NCBI's taxonomy places the organism in Eukaryota, Fungi, Ascomycota, Sordariomycetes, Hypocreales, Nectriaceae.
AUGGAAGCUUCACCAAUAACAGUGGCCGUUGUUCAUACUCCAUACUGGAAUAUUUCAGAUGUCGCUUUCCUCAGAGACGGACCGCACAACGUCUUGGUACCUGCACUUCUUUACCUCCGAGCCUCCGACAUUGAAACGACACGUUCUUCACCUCGAUCGUCGCACCGCCCCGGCGAACGAAAGAGAAAACGACCUCACAGUAGUCAUGGCGACUCAUCUGAGCAGCCUGUUCACCAGUCUUCCCGCGACUCAGAGGCAGAGCUUUCAAACUCAUCGCCCUGCUCAGUGGGCUCCGACGAUUCAUCCUGCCAGCAUGAUAGGGAUCCCUCAAACAUUCUUCACAAACUGAACAUGACGGAGCACGAGCGCCUACUACUCCAUGAUCUUGAGAACGAGAUAAGGCAAGACGAGUAUUACGGCUCGGCGCGAUCAACACCCAGUUUCACACCCGCAUCCAAGAGAAGGAGACAUGAUGGCGAGGCCCUGAGAGUGAGGGAACAGCAGUCGCCAGAAGAAGAGAAGGAUGAAUAUGAGCGGUGGCUGAUGCGACAUAUAGCCGUUCACAACAGGCUCAACAACCCGCGCGGAUCCCCCAUCGCAGUCCGAGGAGCUCAUCUAAAGUCGGUCACCCUGAUCAUCGACGAUGUGCAGGAAGAACACCAAACCCGAGCUUUACCCCGCCAAGAUUGUAAGAAAGACUGGGUCGACUUUGCCGAGCUCGAAGGCCCUAAUCUUGAAGGGGACGAGACUACGAUUCAUCCUAAUGACAUCCAGGAUAGUCAGUUCAUUCGCUUACAGUGGUUGAAGGAAAGGAAGAGGAACAGUCAGAACAAGCAACGAUUAAUGAGAGGGGUGAUGUUCUUUUACAGACGGCCUGGGUUUAAGUGAAUGGUGCAGCCUCUUGCGGAUGAGUGAAAUAUUUUUCAGGGAAAGGUUGACCGCGGACAGUUGCCAUUAAGGAUGGCUUUGUGCUGGGAGACUGAUAGUUUACGAGAGCAAUUACCGGAUUUCCA